Messenger RNA from Emiliania huxleyi CCMP1516, 1017 nucleotides. RefSeq lists its product as hypothetical. Lineage: Eukaryota; Haptophyta; Isochrysidales; Noelaerhabdaceae. The annotation marks the transcript as partial. The transcript has 2 exons. The record is from RefSeq and is a predicted model, not a curated record.
CAGAGAAGUGGCGCGAGGACCACAAAGACACUCGCGGCGGGGCACGGGUACGAGCUCCUGCCGGACCUCACGCCCGAGCUCUCGUGGAUCGCCCAGCCCGAGGGCACGCCAGCCGGCGCGCCGACCGUCUGCAUCCACGACUUCACCGGCCUCUUGUGGGGCUUCCGCGCGCUCGCGCCGCUGCUGUCAACCUCGGGCUGCCUCGGCAUCCAUGCGUCGACGCGGCUUCUCGACGGGUGCGCCUGCAUGCAAGAGCUCGCGGCGCAGUACGUGCAGCUGCUGCCAAAGGGCCUGUGGAUGGGCGGGGCGCCGGUGCGGCUGAUUGGCUACUCGCUCGGCUGCCGCGUCGCCUACUGGAUGGCGUGCCUCCUCGAGGCGGAGGGGCGGCCGGUCGAGCUCGUGCUGCUCGACGGGCCGGCGGCCGGCGACGACGGCUACCCGCCGCGGAUGGGCGGGUACGCGUCGGAGGUGGCCGAAGAGAUCCGGCUCAACAUGGGCCUCGCGCCGCCGCCGGACGGGCGCCCCGCCUCGCUCGGGCCGCAGGGCGGCGGCGCCGGCUCGGCGGCGCAGGCCAUGCAGUUUGCGGUGAUGAAGCGCUCCGGCUCGUUCCGGAUGCUCUUCACCCUGCUCGAGGAUGCGGGCGAAGACGCCGCCGCCGCCGCGGUGCGGCUCAUCGAGCUGCCCGACCGCGUGGCGGAGCCGCUCGGCCCGGUGCGAGCGCCGGUCCUCUUUGUGCACACGGAGCAGAUCCGCGAGAACGGCACCGCCGGCGUGCUGCUUGAGCGCGUGCCACACGCGACGGCCGUCAAGGUUCCGGGCGACCACUUCUCCUUCAUCACAAAGAGCGCGACGCAGAUUGCGGAGGCGGUCGCGGGGUGGCCCUCGCCGUCCCCAGCGUAGUCCAUAGUACAGUGUUGUGUGUGUACUACAAUCUACAUGCAGGCCGUGUUGGUUUGGCCAGAUACCGUGAAGUUUGGGGCGGGUUGUUACGAGUACUCGCUAUGAUCUGAGUGUCUU